AUGGCGCAACAGACGCUCACGCCGGAGCCUCUGAGGCCGCAGGUCGAAUUCAACUGGGUCUACCUCGUAGAGCUCCUUAUUUGUGGCAUCCUGACAAUCUUCUUUCUCUUCUACUUCAACCGCCUCUUUGCCACCCUCGUCUCCUACGGUAUCCGGGCCUACACCUGGAGCGCCUAUCGUGCAUACAUUGACAUCCAGGCUUUGCAAAUCUCGGUCCUCGGCGGUCGAAUCUUCUUCAAGGACAUACGCUAUCACGGCCACAAUGAAACCAUAUUGAUUCAUGGGGGGUAUAUCACUUGGAAUUAUUGGCUGCGCAGGGUAAAAGAAGCCGACGUCCAGUCGACUUCAUCCUCAGCAGACCCGGUCACCGAUCACGACGCAUCGAGCACCUCUACUCGUCAAUCUGGUAGCGCAGAAGCAUCAGUGGAUAAGGCUGAAAAAGGAGGGAAGCAGACAGUUAAGAAGCUGCCAUGUCGCAUUUCGGUCAAGAUAUCCGGCGUCGAGGCCUUCAUGUACAACCGGAGCCCCGCCUACGACGGUAUUAUCGAUGCAAUCAAGCGCAAGACUGAAGCAUCCCCUCCUGACGAUGUCCCACCCGCUUCUGAACACGGCCACACUGCCGCCACCAGCUCCUACCGACCAUCCAUGGAUACAUACAAGGACAACAACCAGCAGAAUAGGCUGAGAAAACCAUAUACUGGCGAAUUCAGCCGGGAUACAGGGCCUUCACGUUCAGAAACGGACCCUUCAACGUCGAAGAAGAUCCAAAAGGAUGAUAUACCCUCCUUUCUGCGACUUCUCCCCGUUCAUAUCGAUUGCAACAAAGGCGCCAUUGUGGUCGGCAAUGAACAUACCAUGUCCGUCAUCACUGCCCAGUUCGAGAGAGCAAGUGGCGAAUUCGAUGCUGCUUCGUGCGGACCGCUGGAUGUUUACAAGCAGGUGUUCAAUUUCCAGUUCACACAUCCGGUUGUACAUAUGAAACCCAACCAAGACUACAAAUCGUCCCAGUUGGAUUCCGCUAUGCGCUUAAAGCAGACCUCUGAACAGCUACCAGAAGGUCAGGACGUUAACGAAAAGGAGCCUCCAACUCAGAAAUCACGAUUCUGGACACCUCGUUUGCCCCGUAUCCCUCGUAUUUUCUCCAAAUCUUCGGAUUCAAUUCACCAUGUCAAUGCUACCAGUGCGAAGAAAAGCAGCACUUUUGUAUCCCACUGGCAAUUUCCUGGCCAAGAGCAGUGGAAGGGACUUUCGCGUUACCUCGACGACAGUGGAAAAGAUGGAUACAGCGAGUGGGAUGCAAUGGAUUAUGCCAGUACUUCUCUCAUCGUUGACAGUCCCUGCGUAAAAGUGAGCUUUUACUGGGAUGUUGUUGGCCCCGUACCGAAUGAAAUCGACAACAGUGCGUACAUUGACCCAACUCGUCCCGAGGAUAUUAAUGGCAGCGCCCCGCCCGAUUACGGUAUGGAUAUACAGGUUUACGGAGGCAUCAUCAACUACGGACCAUGGGCUGAUCGACAUAGGGCUCGUUUCCAGAAUAUCUUCUUCCCAGGAGCCUGUGUUGACGCGGUCCCUUCUCCAUCCUUGAAACCUGGAGAUGCAAGAGUGCUUUCCGGCUUCAAAAUCUACAUCAGUAUUGAGGAUGAGACUGUCCUUCGCAUUCCAACUCGCGAGUCAUCAAAGGACUGGAGAUGGAAAGGGAAAGCACGCACAGUGGCUCGGAACAAGGAAGCAGCCGACAAAGCCAAAAGUAAAUCAAAAUCAAGGCGAAAAUCUAUCCGAGGAAAAUCGCGCGAUGCUGCGUCUUCAAGUCAAAACAUCUCGUCGAGUGUCAACCAUGGCUUGCUGUGGCGUUCGGGAGCUAUUGGUAUCGACUGUGAUCUCUCCAAUCCUCUGGGUUGGAACACUUUGCGCAAAUGGGGGUUCGGAAUUACUUGUCAAGACCUCGAACUAUUCCUGCUACGAGAUCAUCUCUUCUUGUUGACAGAUCUGGUAACGGAUUGGGGUUCUGGGUCUGCACCUGAUUAUUUCACCUUUGUCCCUUUCCAAUACCUCCUGAAGGUCGAUUUCACCAAUCUCAAAAUAUACCUCAACACCAACGAUUCCAAUAUAAUCAACAAUCCAACAGAGUUCGACGAGAAUAAUUUUCUCGUAUUGCAUGGCACACAUUUACAUGGCGACGUAGUGAUUCCUCUUGACAAGUUCAAGCCGGUUCAAAAUGAGAUUCAAUUUGACGUGCAAGGCCGAGACAUGGGCUUGGAUAUCAGGACUUCAUCGCAAAACACCAUCAGCACAUUUCUCAAGUCAGAAAAAGUAGCAAAGCUGGGUGGUUUGUUUCUGACAGGCAGUCAUACGUACUUGAGUGAAACUUCCGCCAUGAACACUGACAGAUUGUUCAUGGACGUACGGGGCGAAAGGUUAUAUGUUGAGCUAUAUGGCUGGUUGAUCGAUCAUUUCAUGAAGAUGAAGGAGAACUAUUUUGGCGAGGACAUGCACUUCAAAACUCUGGAAGAGUUCCAAGGACGCCCAGCCCAAGUCCUCACAGCGGAUGGAGUUGCACCAACUGAUCAACCGGCGAAAGUAACGAAUGAUCUCGACGUCAUUCUGAGCAUCUCUGUCGAGGAUACGAGUGCGCUAUUCCCUUCGAAUCUGUAUUCGGCGGAGAACAGUCUCCGAGCCGAGUUGCCCUUUGUUUCUGCCGACCUCCGAUUCACGAAUUAUUACAUGGAUCUUAUGGUGAACUUCAGCCCUAUUGGCCUGUCCAUCGGCACCUCGGCUGCUAGGCCAAAUGUUGGAGAUGAUGAUGGAGGGCAUACGGAAGUUUUCAUCGACUCAGUCGUUAUCUAUGGACAUCGUUUAUUCGGUCUUCCUCCUACAGAACCUACCUACGUCUGCAGCUGGGACUUUGAUGUUGGGAAAGUUUCUGGCGAAUGCACGACUGAUUUCAUCGAGAAAGCUGUGGGUGCUGCUCGUUCUUUUGCGUUCACGCUGGACGAUGAUGAGAACACGCUGCCAAUCGCCCAUCCUUUGAUUAUUCACGACUCUACUUUUCUCCGCCUUCGAACAGAAGACAUUCAUGUGUGGUUUCAUGUUGCCCAGGAGGUGGUAUUGAUUAGCACCGGGCAUGUCAAACUCGAUUUCAAUGAUCUCGCAGGCACCACGUUCUCUCAGCGUUUGAAUGUCUUGGUGCCAGACUUGACUUUAGGGGCUGUAGACGCAUUGUCUGCCUCCCGCCAUAGAACUCGAAAGGGGGAGAAACAGCUGGUCGAGACACAUGCAUUCUUGCAGACCACACUCACGCUAGACAUGUUGACACGCAAACUCAACUUCACCGAAGAACGAGUGCUCCAACAGGAGCACAUGAAAGAACAUGACCAACGAACAAACCGCACAAAAUUCAUGUUUCUCGAUCAAUCGUUAUUGUCCUCGCAUCAAACCCUUCGGAACCAAGCGGCUUCCCGUCCUCCGGCACUACAGUAUCCCGAGAUCCCCCAUCCCAUCUUUCUUUUCCAGCCUAGUUCUAGUUCCACAUCUUCCUCUAUCUCCGGAUACUCUUCCCAGCCGGCUUCGAUGCAUGAACGGAGGAGACGUAACCUAGCCUCUCAGUCUUCGUCUUCCAGUUCAAUUCGUAGUAGUGUACGUUCUGUGCACACCCAUCGACACAAGACACUGCCCAGUAACACAUUCACCCACACUAACCAAAUGAACCAACAAUAUCUGUUCGUCAGUGAAGAGGAAAGGGCACAGAGAAACCUCGCUCCAUCAUCUGUCGCUCUCGCCAGCUCUCUUGCUGCCCCUUAUUUCCCUCUCGAUCUUGUUGAGCCGGAUAUGACAGAUGUGCCCGAUCUUCCCGAAUUCUCGUCUGGGUGGACCGAGGACGAAGGAGAUGAUGCUCUUGUCUUCAAUGACAUUUCUUCAAAGAACUUUGACGAAAGUUUUCAGCAUAUGAGCUUUCUUGUCAGUGCCGAGCCUGGCUUGAGGCUAUACUGCACACCGGAUUUCGUCCGAUGCACAUCGAAAUUGUUGGAAUCGUUGCAACCUCGCCAGCCAGAAGAUCUUCUAGAUGCUUUCCAAGUGAGCGUCAUGACAAAAAUUCUCGACCACCAGAAGCGCCGGGAAGGCAAAGGAGAAUCCAUGGAGUUCAAUGUUCGCGUUCCAUUUACCCACAUCCGAUUCCAGAACCAGUUCGACCAAAGUAAGGACCAAUACGAUAUCAUUCUCAAUCAGCUCAAAACGGCGGCUCGCAUCAAGAACUUCCCUGGUGAGCGAACAGAGGAAAAUUCCAUCUCUAUGCACACCACUCUCGGCUCGCUUGGGAUCUCUAUCACGGAGCGAAAUUCACAGGGUGGCAACGAGGACGUGGCAGUACAAGCUGAGAUAAGAGACUUGCUAGUCUGGAUGAAGAAGGCUCAUGAAACUUCUGUCAACAUCAAUUUUGAAGCCUUUGAGAUUGCCACUGCCAGCCAAAAGAUUGAGUACCUGGCCUCGCUGAUUCACAGGACGACAUUGUUAGGAGAGGAGUUGGCUACUGAAUUCGCCCAGAAAAUUGAGACACAACAAGUACGGUUACGUUAUCUUGCUUGGUAUCUCACAAGCGUACAAGAUCGUUACCAGGAUCCAGCUUUCUUGACCAAGGCUUCAUACACGCUUCGUGCAGUCAGGGACCAUCUACGCAGCCAUGAUUCUUGGAAGAUUCUAUCACGCUUUCGUUACACUUGGCAAAGUUUGCCAGACUCUGAGAAAGAUGCCAUAUACGAUCAUUGCUCUCAAGACUCAGUUCAACAACAAUGCCCUGCCAAUGCAGAGGAACAAGUCAUCGCCAUGUGGGACCAGUGGCGUGCAUGGGACUUGGCACAUGUAAAGAAAAGCUUGGCAAUGAAGAUGCUGUUUGGGCGAUUCGUUGAUCAAGCAGAAGUACCUAAUUUUCCGCUCAGUGUUCACAUUCGAUCUGCUGGUAUCAAGUUGAUCCUCGACCCUGGUCCGAAACAGAGCGAAGUUGGGCUACAGCUUCUAGCAAUCGAUGUCACCCUACAACCGCCACCUGAGGCCACCGGUCUCAUGGUCACUGGAUCAGAAACCCUGCAGCAGACUACAGUCGUUCAGAUCAACGCCGUGAACACGUUUGCCCAUAUACGUUGGGAAAUAUGCGAGCUUGCUGAGACUCUCAUUGGCAUGUUUCAAAGGGAGAGUCUCAAGCAUACGGUCGACAGUCCGUCCCGCCCCGCAGCUAAGCAAGAAGUAAGGGCUUUUGAUAGCAGUCUGCAGAUUGUUUUCGUCACAGAACAGGCCGAAUUAUCGCUCGAUACGAUCAAUCUACAGAGUCUCUUCGUGGGUCAGAGCUUCCGGUUAUCAGUGGUCGCCUUGGAUCGCCAGGCUUCUAAGCAGGGUCAGACAAUGACUGCACAUGUGCAUGCAGAGCAAGCAUUGGCCAAGUUGAGCUCGCGGUCGCGUUCACUACUGCAGUCUCACUUCAAUCGCCCAAGUCUAUACUUCUCACAUCAUCAACAUGGUCCGGAUAGUGGCAUUCCCGAUGAAAUUCAGGGUGCUGGCGCUAGUCAGAUGAUCAAACUACGCGUCGAAGAGAGUGUGCUGGGCCUGAUUGAAGUAGCAGACUUGGUGGUACGACACGAGGUCGCGUAUCUGCAUGCUCAAGCGACGACAAUGCAAAAAGUAUCCAAAUCGAUGUCUGGAUCAUCCGGCACAGACAAAGAACCAAAGCAACUCCCGCAUGUCACUCUAGCUCUACUCAUGGACGAGUAUCAGGUCGAAGUGGCAUUCUUGCACUCACUGACUUGGGCAAUCACGGGUUCUACUGGUCGAAUCUCUGUCAUACCUUCCCUUGGUCAGAGCGUGACAUUACGAGUUGACUACGAUCUAGCAGCACAUACACACAGAUUGCUCAGCAACUCCAUGGAGUCAUCAAACGUCGUUAGCUCGCUUGAGUUACCUCCGCUGAACGGUCGAAUAUCAAUCACCAACACUGAUAAAGAAACGAGAUUGUCGGCUGCAGGGACUAUAGAAACCAUCAAUCUGCAGGCCUCGGAAGUCCAGGCUUUGGUUGCAACGGUCAACAAACCCGAAAUCUCAAAUGUGAUUCGUGCCAUUCAAGACGACAUUGACGUAUUGAAAUCGCAUAUCGAGGAUAUUUUCCCUCCGAAAACAAAUGCGCCGGUCGAGAAAACUCCAUUGUCCUCCAGGGAGAUAGUCUUCGGGGUACAGUUGACACUCUCUGGGUUGAAUAUACUUGCCACCGCCCCAGGACAGCAUCACGACUCGCCCACCGCCAACCUGGCAGUUCGACUCACCUCUGUUCAGCUGAAGGCGUCAAAUAUUGGGCCUGACAAUACAGUUUUGACUUUCCCAGAAGCAGUGGUUCUCCUGCAUGAAUUCUCUGUGGAAAUGGCUCUAUCAAAAGACGGCUCGGACCCGCGACGCUGUGGAAACCUCUCAUUCAACGCCAUGUUUCAAGCCACCGCUCAAAUGAAUGAAGGGUCGACCCGCAGAGUGUACCGAGUCAAGAGCUCUGGUCUAGAAGUCAAUAUCUUUGCAGACACUGCAUCUGCGGUUGUAGAUGUGAUGAAUCAUUUACAGGACAAGAUCAAGGAGCUCGAUUUAUCCAAGGAGAAGAAGUAUUUGAAGAAGCUCCGUGACAAGAAAAGCGAGAUUGUUCGCAAACGAGCGCAGAGCAUGAAGAGCGAUGGGAACACCGAUUCACAAAGCACGAGCUCUAGUGCACUCUUCACCUCAACAUAUUCUCUUGAAUUGCUCAAUAUCCAGGUUAGCUGGAUUGUAGGGACGUCAAUCACUCCCUUUUCGAACACCGAAUCCGAGGAUUUGGUUCUGUCAUUCAGGAGAGUUGACCUAUCAACACGAAAAGACGAUGCAGCCCGCUUGAUGAUUGAGGAUAUGAACCUUCAGAUGGUACCAGCGUCAGCCGAUAAGAGUGUACGAUCUUCGAACUCUGCUCUGCUUCCUGAAGUUGUUUUCAAUGUUACGUAUGGCUCUACCAAGAACGCCCGCAACAUUGCCUUCCACGCUGCUGGUAAAUCGCUCAACCUCCAACUGGAUUCACGCUUCAUCAUGCCUGCAAACGUGAUUGAGCGAUCAAUUGCUCUGGCAGGGAAGAAGUUUCGCAAUGCGUCUGCGAACUGGAACACAACCCCCACGACAAGUGGUGCUCAACGGAAGAAUCCUUUUGGCAAUAAGCGACUGGCUUCGCUUUUGGUGGAUGCCAAUUUUGCAGGUGCGGUGGUUCACAUCAACGGCAGUGACUCGACAGCCGAUCCUCAAUCUAAAGGAAGUCGGUCGCAACAAAAGGGGCGCUAUAGCCAAUUCGUCGGUGAUUCUGCAAAGAGCAGCCUCGAUCUACGUGCUCCUGGAGUAGCGAUCAAAGUGGAAUAUCGCGACGAGACUGGACACGAGCCGUCACUAAAUGCUGAGAUGCGAAUUGAUGGGUCAAGUAAUACUUUGUACCCAACCGUCGUACCCGUUAUCAUUGAGAUAUCGGAAAGCAUCAAGGAAGUUGUUCGUGAAAAGGAUGAAGAAUCACCAAACUCUGCGUCGACCCCGGCAACAUCGCUCCAGAAGCAGAUCGAGGCACCAAAGCCAUCAGAAGAUGAAAGCAAUCUGAUCACCGCGGACCCAAGCACUUUACUGGGUCGAACACGAUUGAACCUGGGCAUGCGUAUCUGUAAACAAGAGUUCAGUUUGAGCUGUCAACCCAUUGCAAGAGUGGCAGCCAUCGCCAAGCUGGAGGACAUCUACAUCACAGUCAACAGUGUCAAGUCCCAAGAACAUGGGCAUUUCUUUGCGGCUUCUGCUAUCUUUGAAAAGUUGGAAGCCACGGUCCAACACGUCUACUCCAGAGAGUCGACUUUUGGGUUCAACGUCGAUUCUGUAGUGUUAUCUUUGAUGAACAGCAAGCACCUGAGUGGCACCAGUGGAAUCUCAGCAAUUCUGAAAAUCAAUCCCAUGGCUUUGCAAAUCAACGCCCGGCAGCUCCAGGAUUUUCUGCUGUUCCGAGAGAUCUGGAUUCCACCUGAGAUACGACAAUCACCCAAGACGCCAGCGGCGAACAUGACCCAAGAGCCGCAAGAGUAUCUUAUUCAGAGAUAUCAGCAGGUAACAGCCGCUACAGCUUUUCCGUGGAAUGCAAACGUGGCCAUCGCCGAUGUAUCAGUAGAGCUCGAUCUUGGACAAGCCAUCGGCAAGACCUCACUCAGUAUUCACAACAUGUGGGCUUCUUCCAGGAAAGGAACGGAUUGGGAACAAAAUCUCUGCAUAGGCGUUGAAAAGAUUGGUCUAGAAAGCACCGGUCGCACCAGUGGUUUCGUUGAGCUCGCAGGUGUCAAAGUUCGAACCUCGAUCAAAUGGCCCUCGCAGGAACUCGCCACCCGACAAAGUCCUCUCAUUCAAGCCUCUAUCGGAUUUCGCCAACUACGCGUCAAAGCAGGGUUCGACUAUCAAGCGUUUAUCCUUGCUGAUAUUGCCAACUUCAACUUUAUCAUGUACAACGUUCAUGAGGAGGAUGGAGGCGGGCGCAAUCGUCUGGUCGCAAUUCUCGAUGGUGACAAGGUUCAUGUGUUUUGUCACACAACAAGUGCGGCCCAAGGUCUGGCUCUUUGGCAAGCUAUCGAACGUCUGAUUCAGGAAAAUCAGCAGGCUUACAAACAGUCCCUCAAGGACAUUGAGAAGUUUCUCCGCCGUAAAUCUUCCAUGGCGCAGCCAUUCGGUCGUAACCUGUCGCAAAGUAUGGUCUCUUCAAAACCUGACGACGAUGAUGUGAAAGCUCCGAUAUCACUGCAUACAGACGUCGUCGUCACACUACGGUCCAUAAACUUCGGCGUCUUUCCCUCUACCUUUGUCGACACGCAGAUCCUUCUCCUCGCCGCUGCGGACGCCCAAGCACGCUUCGCCGUCGCCCUGGAAAGUGGUAAAAUUCAUUCCGGUCUCGGUCUCACACUGGGUCAACUCUCCGUAGCCCUUUCGUCCCUCCCAUCCCCCAAGAAAACCACCACAAAUCCCGUCACAGAUCUCACCGUGGAAGAUGUAAUGGAGAACGUCAAAGGCGCCCGCGGAGGCACCAUAUUACGCGUACCCAAAGUCAUCGCCACCAUGCACACAUGGCAGCAGCCGCGCAGCAGCGAGAUUGAGUACGUGUUCAAGAGCUCGCUGGAAGGCAAAGUCGACGUAGGUUGGAACUACAACCGCAUCUCCUUUAUCCGCACCAUGUGGUCCAACCAUUCCCGCACAUUGGCUUCACGUCUCGGCAAACCACUCCCAGAAUCCAACAUCAAAAUCAGUUCCAACGAACCCACCGCCGCCCCUCCCACCUCAACCACUACGCCGAGUGACAACAAUAUCAUUACAGCUACACCCAACCCUGCAUCAACCCAACAGCAAAAAACUCAAGAAUCAGGAACUGCGGAAACAGGACCAGGCACAGGAAAAAUCACAGCCGUAGUCAACGUCCCUCAAAGCAGAUACUCGUACACGCCGCUCGAACCCCCUCUCAUCGAGACCCCGCAACUCCGUGACAUGGGCGAGGCGACACCGCCGUUGGAGUGGAUUGGUCUACAUCGGGAUCGUUUGCCGAAUGUCACGCAUCAGAUUGUUAUCGUUACAUUGUUGGAGUUGGCUAGGGAGGUUGAGGACGCUUAUGGGCGGAUUUUGGGGAGUUCGUAA
This is a messenger RNA of Periconia digitata, 9681 nucleotides long. The record is from the annotation of a GenBank genome assembly. NCBI's taxonomy places the organism in Eukaryota, Fungi, Ascomycota, Dothideomycetes, Pleosporales, Periconiaceae.